Messenger RNA from Enterobius vermicularis (human pinworm), 537 nucleotides. The record is from the annotation of a GenBank genome assembly. NCBI's taxonomy places the organism in Eukaryota, Metazoa, Nematoda, Chromadorea, Rhabditida, Oxyuridae.
AUGCUGAAUUUGCAAAAGAGAAUCCGAGGUGAAGAUGAGGACAAAGCCUAUCUUGGCAAACGGAUAUCUAUACGGGAUAAGCUGCUUACACAAGAAGUCCAAGAACUGGAAACAAGUUUACGAAAAAUUAAUACUUGCAAAGUACAUUUUCCUUCGACGUCUGCGUUGCACAAAUUUGAGCUGACAGUCACUCCUUCAGAAGGCAUGUAUAAGAAUGGCAUCUUCAGAUUUUCUAUAGAAGUACCACCUGAGUAUAAUAAUGUGCCGCCUAUAGUUAAAUGUUUGACUCGAGUUUGGCAUCCUAAUAUCACAGAAGAUGGAGCCAUAUGCCUUUCUCUUUUGAGGCAGAACAGUCUUGAUGGCUAUGGAUGGAUGCCUACUCGUCAUUUGAUCGAUGUCGUACUCGGACUUGAUAGCCUAUUUACAGAUUUAAUAGAUUUUGAUGAUGCGCUCAAUGCACAAGCAGCUCAGCAGUGGUCAACAAAUAGGGAUGCUUUUAUGCAAAAGGUGCGUGAUUAUAUCCACAGAUAUUGCUAA